Haliotis rufescens (red abalone) is the source of this 2121-nucleotide messenger RNA. Its product is annotated as sporozoite surface protein 2-like. The coding region runs from base 151 to 1914 and encodes 587 amino acids. The transcript has 2 exons. The record is from RefSeq and is a predicted model, not a curated record. Lineage: Eukaryota; Metazoa; Mollusca; Gastropoda; Lepetellida; Haliotidae.
UCUUUUCAACCAGAUUUUUUUCCAUUUGUAUUUGGUUCCUUUCAACCAACCAUCUACCAACCAGCAGUACCUGGCUUAUUGCAACUAGCUACUCAACCAACUGGGACUGGCUUGUUUCAACCAUUUACUGAACCAAAUACAACCCCAAACAUGUUUCAGCCUGUGACUCCGGCACUAACCUUAAGUGGAUCGUUACCUCAAACCAGUAUUUGGCCCUGGAAUCCUGCACCAAAUCUACCUCUAUCACCUGUCACUGGAAUCGAGUUUCCGAAACAAACGCUUCUGACGAGCCUUAAUCCACGCACUGGACGACUAGAUAUGACCCAACAACUCGGCCUAUUCCCGCAACCGAUCAAGAUGGAUCAGUUUCAACUGCAACAUCCAUAUGUCCUGCUGCAACCAAUGAACUCAGUACAAAAUAUUCAGACCAAGUUAACAAAUCCUACCAAACAGCUAAUCCUACCUGAACCUAGUUUUCCCCUAACCACAGCUGAUCUAUUUGAACCGAAAACCCCAUCUGAUUCAACACUGACAGUAGUCAAUGCAACAGCACUUACCCCUUCUAACCCUGUACACCCUUCUUUAACUAACCCAUUUCAACCUGACACUGUAUUAAUCAAUUCGUUGCAAACACAGACCCAACUUGGUCAAGUGCAACCAAUUAACCCAAACGACAAAGGUCAUACAAGACUAGCAUCUGACCCCAGGCCGACAAUGAACACACCAAAUCCUAGUAAACCGCAGGCCCCACUUGACAGUGUAAUGCCCUCCCCGACAGAAAGUCAGUUUCAGCCAGCAAACCCGCCUUACCAAGGCUUUACGACGGUCAAAGAAGGCAAAUUGCAAUCCCAAACUACAAAUGGCCAAAGAGGAACUGUUCAACCAAAAACUACACUUGACGCUAAUGUGCAAUGGACGCCAUUCGACCCAGUGUACGCACAAACCAAAUCAGAUUCUUUGCCACCAAUAAGUCAGGAUCAUAUCUCAUCUGAUCCAUUAUUGUCACACAACGCUAUAGACCUUAGUCAUCCACCAAGCCCAUCUCUCAAGGGGAAACCUAUAAUGCAAGAAAACAAAAUUCCGUUGCCACACUAUAAGGAAAGUAUGACUACCGUGGACAGUUUGAUACAUCAGAUCACGUUAAAUCAAAUUGAGCCAUUACAUCCUCAAUUACAUUCUGACCCAUUAUUACAUCUAACUAAGGCUGCCCCAAGUCAAAUACAAGAGGCAUCAGGGCGGCCGCAGCCUAGUUCUUCAAAAGAAGGUCAGUCGCAAAUCAUUUCUGACUCCAGACAGAUGUUGACUACAAAUCAGCUGCAACCACAAAACCCUUUUGAUAGUUUGUCUGGCAUGUCCAUAGCGGACCCAAGUCUACCACAAAGUCCAUCUGAUUCAAUCAUGUCCAUACCCCCAUUAAAUCAACUUCAACGGCUAGACCCAUCUGACCCCUGGUUGACUAUCACAUAUGAAGCACAAAACCCAGCAAAACGCAAGCAACAGCUCAAUUAUUUGGACCCUACGCUCCCUGUGACCAAUUUAGAACCACUAAAGCCUAUUAUCACAUCUGACCCUGGACCACUAGCAACCAUGGCAGGAUCACACCAGCCAUCAAACACGUCUGACACGUCUUCAUCUAUGAACUCAAUCAACCAAGCUCUUACGCAAAUCGCAUCUGAACCUGGACCAAAUAUGACUACGUCGAACACACAAGAUCCCCUUUCACCUGUGCCAGACUUGACCAUAACAUAUCCGAGCCAAGUACAAAACCCGUCAGCACCUACGAACUCGAACAAUCCACAAAUCCCCGGUGACUGGCUAACUGCACUUAAUAGACGAACACCACAAUAUUGGAUCAAUCAAAUACCAACUACACACUCUAAUGCUCCACAAGGAAUCCAGAGCGGCCCUGUAUAGUCAAACUCUAUUACAUUGAUGGGAAACAAGUGGAAGAACCUUUGCAUAAUCCCACAACCGUUCAUUACCAUAAGUAUGUACUGUUCAAUAGUGUAUUGUGGAUUAUCGUCAAUCUGGGCAGUAAUAAAUACGUGUAAUAAAUGUGUAAUGUAUUGGCAUAUCCCUAUUUGUAAAACAAAUCUAAUUUUCAGUGUAAUAAAACUUGUU